UGGUAAUCUCUUUCAACGACUUCAAGAAGAAAGUGCUGAUCAGGUCUUAACAUGGGAAGUAAGAGUUGGAAUUGCUAAAGAUGUAGCCCGAGGUCUCUCAUACCUUCACUCUGUGGCUUCACCUCCUGUUUUUCACAAAGACAUCAAGUCUGCGAACAUCAUGAUUGACGAGAAUUUCCGAGGAAAGUUGGCAGACUUCGGUACGUCUAGAGUGAUAGCUGGUGACCACAUGAGCCACAUGACGUCGGUGGUUUCGGGUACUCCUGGCUACGUUGACCCCCAGUACCAACAGUCCGGCAGAUACACUGAAAAGAGUGACGCGUAUAGCUACGGCGUCGUUUUGGCUGAGUUGAUAACUGGACGAAGACCAUAUUUCCAAGGAAACAGUACUUUAGCAUCUUUCUUCCUCCACGCAAUGAAAGAGAAGAGACUUUUGGACAUUUUGGAUCCUCGAAUCAGAAACGAUUGUGACCUCGAACAAGUCAUGGUGAUGGCCAACAUUGCGAGUUCGUGUCUGAAUCUCGAGGGGGAGAAACGCCCAACGAUGAUACUCAUCUCCCUGGAACUGGAACAUACUUUUUCUUCCCAUCCGGAUACCAAAACCACGGGGAAUGACAAGGAAGAAGUUGCAGAAGCUAGCGGAAGAAGCAGAGAACCGCUGAGCAUUGAUGUCGCUUCAACUUCAACUUCGUAAUACGAACUCUCGUGAAGCUAUGCGUGGUCCGAUGAUGCUGAACCCUCAUUUCCUCCUCAAACAUGACCCAAUAUCUGAUGUUGCACUUAUCAAAAAGAAAAAAACUAUCUGAUGUUGUUUGUUAACUAUGAAAUUUACGUAUGCUUCUUUUUAUUCUUUUUCAUUUUGAAUAUUAUAUGGUAAAGUGUUUCUCCAGAGCAUGCAGACAUAAUCAUAUUACGGAUAUUUGGUGAUUAUGAUAAGUUAUUAUUUAUGCUUUAAAAAGUCUGAGCAAUCAAGUUUCUAAAGUUUCUGAGGCAUUUGAUGUUCUCAGGCUAUCUGCUGAUGCACCUGAUCAUGAUCUCGGUUUCUCUACCAUCGACUGAAAUCUCCACCCUCUAUUUUCUUUCCCUAGUUUUAUAUUAUGGUGCCUUUCUUUAGUCUUUUUAGCAACUUUCUAUUUAUUAAAACUUAGUUUAUGGUUUUGAGACUUUUAACUUAAUAUUUGGUCCAUUUUAUUUUAGAGUUUAUGUUCCGGAUCCGGACGAUGAUGAUUUUCUUAAUAAUGUCAUUAACCAGAAAUGAAUUUAUUCGAAUGAGUCCUACUUGAAUUUGUGGUUUGCAUUCAACAUUCUUGAUUUCAGUUGUGUAUGUGCACAAACUUAUAUUUUAAUGGUUUUUAAACUGGAAACAACCAGAAAUGAUUUCGUUUCAUAAUAAUAAAUGUUUGAUAUAUUUGGUUUAUGUUGAUCGCAUAUUCACUGAAUCAUAACAAGAAUCUAGUUCAAUUAGUUUAUUAUAUGUUGACUAUAUAUAUAAUAAUAGUACUAUUAUACAUAUUAGCUGAGUCUUCUUAAAUUUUUCUGUUUAUUUACUAAAAGUGAGUCUUCUUAGAUUUAUUUAAAAAAUGUGAGAUGAUUGAUACAUGAAUGAAUGAACAACCUCUAUUCAUGUGAAAGACAUUAUUAAAACUCAACAUUAGUGCUCUAGUUUCAAAUUGACAAUACUUUAGCACGGAAAGAAGACUUUUAAAAGAUGACUGAAUAAAAAUUGACAAUUUUGCAGAGGCUGCAACAAUUACAAAGCAUGUAAAGAUAAAUGGGGCCAUCUAACGAGUAUAUAGGCUGGGAUUGACUCGGCGCUUAAUCAUACGCGCCGAAUCUUAGCAAUUCUAGAGAUACUCUUUUCAUUGAAACCAUCUUCUGUGUGGAGGUACUUACAAUUCUAGUGAGAUAGCCGCACCUCAUAUUUCUGAACUGUUCAGACGUUCAAAGGACUUAUUUGAGACAUGUAAUAGCGGGGCAUGUAAAUUCAUAAAAGAGCAUCGUCAUUGUAUAAUCUCAUUGAUGUUCACAAGCAAAGUUGUCACAUCCAUUGUCAACAAAGCUGAACCUAUAGAAGCCUGCCUAAUUAAGAAUGCACCAUUCCAGAAGGAUUAUCUAACCAUUCUUAACUAUUUUAAGAAUGCACCACAUGCUUUGGUACAGCAGUGACGUCCAUGUCAUUUAAUGAAAUGACUCCAAGAGGCAACAAUAAGUAUGCUAGACAAUCAGAUGAAAACUCAGGAACUAGAUCCUCAGAGAAGUGUAUCAAACAUUUUCCUCUUAGAUGCUUCUGAUCUAGCCAACUUCCCCACAGCUAAUAUAGGCUCAGGGUUUAAUUAUUUUGGUACACAAGGUCUUUUGAGGUCAACCGGAGCUUUCUUUCUCAGUUGCUCUUCAGGUCUUCUCUCGAUCACAGCCGGUGCAGAUUUUGGUGUGUUGUCUUUAAUUACUUAGUGAAGUAUGGUAGUGGCCAUGUUAUAAUAACUAGUAACUGUCAGUUAUGAUUUGAUUAAUUUGUCUUUAACUACCUAUUUUUAGCAUGUAACUAAUUGAUAAUUAUGUAAUAUUCUCUAAUUUAUAUUAUUUGAUAUUAUUGGCCAGCCUUGCUUUUCGACAAUUGAACUCUCUUCAGGCCAUAUAGAAAUAAUUGGUUUAUGUUUAUAAAUUUAGAUAAAUCCAUUAAAAUUAUUUUAUAAUUAAGCGAAAAACACUCUUUCCAUGUAAUUUGUUAUGUUUAAAUACUACACCUUUGAUGUUCUCAGAUUCAUACUAAUUCAAAAAUAUAUUUUUUUUUUGGUUCAAAAAAAAUGAAGAAUCUCAUAUUUUUUGUGUCAGUUACUGCUAUGUAUGUUGGAUUGAGUGAAGCGCUACCACCAACAAAAGAUUGCAACGAUCGCACGAUAGAAUUUCAAAACAAACUCGGUCCUGGUAAGAUUCUGGGAUAUUCGUGUGAUUGGGUUACACGUCGUAAUUUUCCUAGAAAUGGAACUUUAAAAUUUAACGAAAAAUAUGUAUAUGAUGGAGCGACGAACGUUCCAAAAUGGAGUUGUUUUUUGCGGGCUAAAGGACUUUAUUAUCCAUUGAUAGUAGAAUUAUCACCUCCGACACCUCCAUGUAAUAAUGGGUUGCGCUCAUGGAUUGUUAAAAGCGAUGGAAUUUACUUUGAGAGAAAUGGAAAAAAACCUAUGAAACUAGUGGGUCGAUGGAAAAGUGGUCCCUACUAACGUCCCUUAAAACUAAUUAAUGUUUAUGAAAAUCGAGUUUUUAUUUUUGUUGUCAUUUCAGCCAAGUUAUCUUUCGAGCUUGGUAUUAGAAGCUAUAUAUAUACACCAAAAUAUUGUAAUAAAAUAUGAGUCUCAUGUAUAUUUACGUAUACUAUAUUUGAUUCUUUAAGGAAGAAAGUAUAUGUACUUAGCCGUUUGAUAAAAAAAAGUCUAUGUACUUUCACGGUCUCUCGUCGAAAUGAAACUGAGAUCUUGCAGGAGAAAACUGGUCAUUAAAUUUGUAACAACAAAAUAUGGAUGUAUUUACCAACUGCCAGUUGGAAAUCCGUUGGAUAAGAUCUUUUUGUCGAACUUCUAACGGAUUUGAGAUAGGCCUGGGCAUUUCGGAUAUCGGUUCGGUUCGGUUCGGAUAUUUAGGGUUUCGGAUAGUUCGGAUAGGAGCUAGGGUAUCCUUUUAGUACUUGAUCUAUUUUCGGUACGGUUCGGAUAGUUCCGGGUUCGGUUCGGUUCGGAUAGUAAAUGUAGGAACCGGAAAAUAUCCGGAAAAAGUUUGCUUCUCAUUUGGAUCCGGUUCGGGUUCGGAUAGUUCGGGUAGUUCGGAUAAUUAGGAUAAAAUAUCAUGUAAUUAGGAUGAUUUAGAUAAAAAUUUCGGAUAUUUCAGAUUAUUUUGGAUAUUUCGGAUAAAACUAUCCGGAUAGUUUCGGAUACUUUCGGGUAGUUCGGAUACUUUAUAAAAUUUAGUUAUCUUCAACUAUUUUCAGAUACUUUUAAUAGAAUUUUAAAUUAAAAAUAGAUAUUUAUUUAUGUUAUAUGUAUAUAUAAUUAAUAGUUUUAUAUAUUCGGAUACCCGUUCGGUUCUCGUUUCGGUUAUUUCGAAUAUAAAAAUAUAGAAACUAUUCGGGUAUUUGAGGGUAUUAAUCCGGUUCCGAUUUCGGGUAUUUCAGUUCCGGUUCGGUUCCGGUUAUUAUGCCCAUUUUUUAUCGAUUCACAACAAAAGUUGAUCUCAUUGUCUCAGGACUACAUGAUGCACUCUCAUUUUGUAAUGCUAUGUUUGUUCUUAACACGUAAGCAUUGAUAUUUGUUUGGUUUAUUGUGCAUGAGGACAUCUCUAUCUCCAUUUCAUAAUUUACUU
Molecule: messenger RNA, 4353 nt
Organism: Brassica rapa (field mustard)
Lineage: Eukaryota; Viridiplantae; Streptophyta; Magnoliopsida; Brassicales; Brassicaceae
Product: wall-associated receptor kinase-like 10
Biological process (GO): cell surface receptor signaling pathway; protein phosphorylation
Cellular component (GO): plasma membrane
Molecular function (GO): ATP binding; protein serine/threonine kinase activity
Source: RefSeq, a predicted model, not a curated record